Molecule: messenger RNA, 1416 nt
Organism: Aphis gossypii (cotton aphid)
Lineage: Eukaryota; Metazoa; Arthropoda; Insecta; Hemiptera; Aphididae
Exons: 1
Coding region: 183-968 (261 amino acids)
Source: RefSeq, a predicted model, not a curated record
UGCUGCCCCAACCCUGAUAAGUGAUAAUUAUAUAGAUAUCUACAUAUCCACUCGGGCGUCAUAGUAAUGAAGUGCUGAGUAAUUUAUUAUCGUCGUUUUUCUAACCCACAGGAUACAAGUACGCGUUCGACUGGUGCGUCGUGCCCGUGUGGCUGGCAUACGCAGUGCUGGACGCGUUCAUCAUGUACUACAACUACCUGGAAGCUUCCGGUUACGUGGGCGCAUCCUUACGGAAGUGUUUCGAAGACUCGUACUGCUUCGCCGUCAUCGAGCUGGCCAACCGGAACCUGGGCCCGUUCUCGGCGUUGAUGUGCACCAUGUUCUACGGACGUCAGCACAAAGCGGCCUCGCUGGCCGGCACAGAGCGCGUGUUGGCGUUCAUCCGGGAGACGGAUGGGGACAAGAGUGCGUCGCUGUCCGCGGCCGCCAAGUACUACUCGGCCGCUAUGAUGGUCGCGUAUGUCGCGAUCAUAUGGUUGUACACGGCGGCCGUUCCGGUUGCCGUCAUAUUUUUGUACAGCAUAAACGCGCUGGGACAGGUAGCCGUCUACAGCCUGGUCACGUUCCAGUAUUACGUCCUGGGACGCGGUUACGCACGCAUCGAUCGGCUGCUCGAAGUUGAAGCCGUGGGCCAUCACGCGCGCCGGUCGCUAGCCGCGCGCGUGGCCCGUCUGGCCCGGGUGGCUGACGACUUUGGCCGACAGGUGAGCCACCUCAAUCGGUCGUACUCGAUCAUGCUGUUGUUCAAGUGGCCGUACAACGUGGUCCGUAUCGUCAUGGUCGUGUUCCGAAUCAUCGAGCUAUCGUCCACCGUGCAAGGCACUCAUCAGUUUGCCCGCAUAGCCGCCGUACUUAUCGUCGAACACGUGGGCGAGAUUAUCCUGUUCCUGUUGCAACUGUCGUAUUUCUGUUACACGGGAGCCCGUCUGUCCGGUCAGGCACGUGGUUCAAUGUCCUUCCUAAUAUAGUUAUUAUAAUAUUAUAUUAUUAUCUGCACGAUAUUUCUGAUCGAUCGAUACCUCAUACGACUACUUUAUACGUUCAUCCGUUUUCCCUGUAGAGCUGACCGAUACAUUAACUAAAAUAAAUACGGUUUUACAAUGGUACGACUAGGUUUCCAGUAGAUUAGUCGUGGUUAAACUACGCUUUUUUUUCUUUUUUUACUUAGUUUCCCGCCGCUACUAGAUAACCUUAUGAUUUUAGAGCUUCACAAUGGUAAAUGGGGGGAAACACUAUAUAAUAUAGCGACCGGAUUGACGAUUUUUUUACUCGAGUUUUGAGGAAAUCGAUAGUUUCUUAGAUGUCAAUACUGUUUGAAAUAGAUUCGUAUGCGCGGUAGAUAGUCAAUUUAUCGCAUGCAUUUAUGCGAGCUAUAGUGUAAUAAACUAUAAAGUAAUAAAAUAAUGAUCAACAUUA